This is a messenger RNA of Cydia amplana, 1562 nucleotides long. Its product is annotated as UDP-glucosyltransferase 2-like. The transcript has 9 exons. Gene Ontology annotation, molecular function: UDP-glycosyltransferase activity. The record is from RefSeq and is a predicted model, not a curated record. The coding region runs from base 10 to 1557 and encodes 515 amino acids. NCBI's taxonomy places the organism in Eukaryota, Metazoa, Arthropoda, Insecta, Lepidoptera, Tortricidae.
GUGAGAUAUAUGACCAUGAGAGCGUUAGCAGUGCUAGCUGUGCUGAUGCUAACUUGUGAGGCGUAUCGGGUGCUGGUGGUGUUCCCGAUCCCGACGCGCAGCCACAUCAACCUGGGCGAGGGCUACGUCAGGCACCUGCUGCGGGCCGGCCAUCAGGUGACGUAUAUAACUCCAGUUCCUAUUAAGGACCCAUCAAAGAAUUUGCGUCAAAUCGACGUGUCUUCAAACUUUGCUCUUUUUCCAGCGGGUGAAAUUUUAGACCUGACGAAGCUGAUGAACAAGGAAAUACCAGCGUUUGCCACUCCGGAGGUGCUGCAGCUCAUGCUCCUCAUCGCCAACGGAACGCUGCUGCACGAGCACGUGCAGCGGCUGCUGCGCGACGCUCGGGAGGAGUUCGACGUCGUUAUAGCGGAGUGGAUGUUCACGGAGGCGUACAGCGGACUAGCACCAGUGUUCGGUUGUCCGUUGAUCUGGUCGUCCUCCAUGGAGCCGCACGCCAUGGUGCUGUCCCUCAUAGACGACGACCCCAACCCUGCCUACGUGACGGACUACAGCUCGACCAUAGUCCCGCCCUUCAACUUCCAGCAGCGAGUAGCUGGACUCUGGACGUUUUUGUCCACUAAGUAUCAUAAAUGGCUCUUGUCACAACAGGAGGCUUCGCUAUACGAGAAAGCGUUAACCUCAGCAGCGGCCGCCAGGGGUCGCCACCUGCCUCCAUACGACGCGGCCAAGUACAACGCGAGUCUGAUGCUGGGCAACUCCCAUGUGUCCGCUGGAAGCGCGUUCAGUCUCCCGCAGAGCUACAUUCCUAUUGCCGGGUACCACAUAGAGGAGACCGUCAAGCCUUUACCUAAGGACCUCCAAACCCUCAUGGACAACGCUAAACACGGCGUUAUCUACUUCAGUAUGGGCUCCGUACUGAGCAGCAAAAGUUUGUCCGCGGAACUGAAACAUGCCCUCCUAGCUAUGUUCGGUCAGCUGAAGCAGACCGUCAUCUGGAAACUGGAGGAGUCACCCGAGAACCUGCCCAAAAACGUCCAUUUGAUUGGUUUUGCUCCUCAACAAAGCAUAUUAGACCAUCCUAAUUGCGUUCUCUUUAUCACGCACGGCGGGCUGCUAUCCAACACGGAGGCGCUGCAUUUUGGCGUUCCUAUAAUCGGAAUCCCCGUCUUUGCUGACCAGUUCCUCAACAUCGACAGGGCUGUGAGCAAAGGCUAUGCCAAGAGAGUGGAUUUUGAUCACGACAUUCCGGAGAAGUUGAAAGAAGCUAUUGAAGAUAUUCUUGGAAGCCCAAGGUACCGAGACAGAGUGAAGGAGCUCUCGUUCGUGUACCACCACCGCCAGAGCCCGCCCGGCAAGACCCUGGUGCACUGGGUGGAGCACGUGGUGCGCACGCGCGGCGCGCCGCAUCUGCGCUCCCCUGCGCUCCUGGUGCCCUGGUACCAGAAGAUGUACCUCGACCUGUUGGGUCUUGUGUUCGUACUUGUUUUAUUGAGUGUUUUUGUUGUAAGACGAUUCUUGUCCACGAAGAUUGAUGUGAAUAAGAAGAAUAGAUAAUUUAA